Molecule: messenger RNA, 912 nt
Organism: Penicillium malachiteum
Lineage: Eukaryota; Fungi; Ascomycota; Eurotiomycetes; Eurotiales; Aspergillaceae
Exons: 4
Coding region: 1-912 (303 amino acids)
Cellular component (GO): RAVE complex
Source: RefSeq, a predicted model, not a curated record
AUGGCAACUUGGGCUUAUCCUCCACUACCUCCCGAUCAAUUGAACCGGGAGGCCGAUAGUGCUCUGGCUCGUGAGCUAGAGUGGCUCCUACAAUCGCUGCAGGAUUCCCUUGUCGCCUUAAAGGAAGGGCUUCAAGAGUGUGCAGCUCUUUUAGCCCCGGAGGAGCCAGGCUCAACGUUGGUUCUCUCGUCUUUGCGAUCAGAAAAUGUCAAGGGGUUCGUGACUCGUGUCGGCACGAAGGUAGUCAAAGGGGAUAUCCACCUUCGACUUCCUUCCUUGCCUACACCACGCGGUCAACCCAGCACGCGAUUGACCCUUUCGCAAGCCCCUGGCUUAGUGCUCCAACAGCUCGUGUCGGUGCGGAAUUUAGUCAAUCAAAGUUUGGAUAUCGUGGACGUGAGCACGUAUACUGGAAACCCCCUCGACGCAACAUUCAUCUUCAGCCAGCUGCAUCUCCUGCAUGAGACAAUUAGCGAGGCACGCCAUAUGUUGAAGGGAGAGGGGACGUGCGAGGCAACUGGUGGGAUACCAACAUUCGAUCCAGCAACUCCACCCUAUGUGUCAUUCCACCUUUCUAUUGCAGAUUCCGCUCUUGUUCUUCUACUCCGCACUCUGGAGAGUACCACAUUUGUGGCGACUCCAACUGCAUUUGCCACAGACAUCUCGCUCACUGGAUUCUCCUUGCGAGAUCGAAUAUUCGGCAGCCGACAGCGUGUCCAUGACGAGGCUGGCGAUGUAUUCAUGUGGCAUGGCGAAGAGGUACGAGUUAAGGAAAAGAUUCGGGUAGAAAGUCAGGACCCCAGUUUAAUGGCGGUCAUGGCCAAAUUGACUGCUUUGGAGCAUGAAGUGAUGCGCUGGGUGGGUGCAUUACGGGUACUCAUGGGAAAUGAAGACACUGAGAGUGAAUCAUAG